Dovyalis caffra is the source of this 4101-nucleotide messenger RNA. The record is from the annotation of a GenBank genome assembly. Lineage: Eukaryota; Viridiplantae; Streptophyta; Magnoliopsida; Malpighiales; Salicaceae.
AUGAUCAAAUCCGAAAGCCUCAAUCCUCAAAACAUUUCUUUCUACCUUUCUCACCAAUCUUCAGGCUGUUACCAAGAAACAGAAAACUCAAUCAACGUAUACAUUUCAAAGGACAGCCUUUCACACUUCUCUAACAUCCUUUCAGACUUAGGCACGGCCAAAAACAUUCAAUCAUCUUUAACCAACCUGGAGUUUCACCGCGUUGAGUGGGGAUUAGAACAGCUAGUGUACCUUGGGAUUUUGCUUCAGAAUAGCUCAAACAUCAACCAACUUGUGUUUCAGCUGAAUAGAUUCAAUACAGAAUGCUUAUCUGAGCUUUGUGAGGUUUUGAAGAGAAAUGGAGUGAUCAAAGAAGUUAUGAUUUCUGAAUCAGGUAUAGGCCCAGUUGGGGCUGGCCUUAUAGCUUCUGCUCUUAAGGUAAACGAGAGCUUGGAAGAGUUGCAGAUAUGGGAAGACUCAAUCGGUUCAAAAGGUGCUGAGGAGCUCUCAAAGAUGAUUGAAGUAAACUCAACGCUGAAACUUUUGACAAUUUUUGAUUCACAUCCUAUAACUGCGGCUUCACUUAUAUCAGCUGUUUUAGCAAGAAAUAGGGCGAUGGAGGUUCAUGUCUGGAGUGGAGAGAAUGGAGAGAAAAGUUCCAAGGUAGUGGAGUUUGUACCCGAGAACAGCACACUUCGAAUUUACAAGCUACACCUUUCAGAUUCCAUCAGGGUUGCUUGCUCUCUAGGGUGGAACUCGACAGUUAAGUCACUUGACAUGACUGGAGUCCAGCUGAAAUCACGGUGGGCUAAGGAGUUUCGAUGGGUUUUGGAACAAAAUCGGAGACUCAAGGAGGUAAGAUUGUCAAAAACUUGCCUUAGGGACAAAGGGGUUGUGUAUAUUGCAGCUGGACUCUUCAAGAAUCAGAGUUUGGAAAGCUUGUAUCUUGAUGGAAACUGGUUCAGUGGAAUAGGUGUAGAGCAUUUGGUAUGCCCUUUGAGCAGGUUCUCGGCCUUGCAAAGCCAAGCCAACAUUACGCUCAAGUCUGUGACCUUUGGCGGAGGGAGAACAAAAAUUGGAAGGGAUGGGCUCGCAUCCAUCAUACAGAUGCUGACAACCAAUGAGAGUGUGAUUAAGCUGGGAAUAUAUAACGAUGAGAGUUUGAGACCAGAUGAUUUUAUCAGAAUCUUCAGGAGCUUAGAGAGGAAUGCAACUUUGAGAUAUUUGUCAUUGCAAGGUUGUAGAGGGGUUCAGGGAGAGGUGGUACUCAAGACAAUAAUACAGACAUUGCAAGUUAAUCCUUGGAUUGAAGACAUUGAUCUGUCAAGAACACCACUGCAGAUUUCAGGGAAGGCUGAUGGAAUUUAUCAAAGGUUAGGCCAGAAUGGAAAGACUGAACCACAAACAGAUACAGAUUUAUUCAAGGACAUGCCGCUCACUGAACCAAAAAGCUGCAGGGUUUUCUUCUGUGGGCAAGAAUACGCAGGCAAGACUGCCCUUUGUAAUUCAAUAUCUCAGAACUUCUCCUCCUCGAAGCUUCCCUACAUGGACCAAGUGAGAAACCUAGUAAACCCAGUUGAACAGGCUGUUAGAACAAGUGGAAUGAAGAUUAAGACUUUUAGAGAUGAAGGCACAAAGAUAUCAAUAUGGAAUCUUGGUGGUGAGCAUGAUUUUUACUCCCUCCAUGAUCUGAUGUUUCCGGGGCAUGGGAGUGCAUCAUUCUUCCUGAUCAUAUCCAGUUUAUUCAGAACGCCUAACAACCGAGAACCAAAGACGCCAGCAGAGAUAGAGGAGGACCUGCAAUAUUGGCUCAGGUUCAUUGUUUCCAACUCAAGAAGAGCACUCCAGCAAUGCAUGCUGCCCAAUGUAACUAUAGUUCUUACUCAUUUUGACAAAAUCAAUCAACCAUCACAAAACUUGCAGCUUACAGUGAAUUCAAUUCAGAGACUAAUAGAAAAAUUUCAAGGGUUCAUCGACUUCUAUCCCACUGUAUUCACAGUUGAUGCAAGAUCCUCUGCAUCUGUCACUAAACUCACUCAUCAUCUUCGAAAGACGAGCAAGACAAUUCUCCAAAGAGUGCCCAGAGUUUAUCAGCUUUGCAAUGACCUGAUUCAAAUUUUGUCAGACUGGAGAGCAGAGAACUACAACAAGCCUGCAAUGAAGUGGAAAGAAUUUGAUGAGCUUUGCCAAGUGAAGGUUCCACCACUGAGAAUUCGAUCAAGACAUGAUAAUAAAGGUAAGGUGGAAAUGAGGAGGAAGGCUGUUGCUGUUUGCCUUCAUCAUAUAGGUGAGGUGAUAUAUUUUGACGAAUUAGGCUUCCUAAUCCUAGAUUGUGAGUGGUUCUGUGGUGAAGUGCUUGGCCAACUAGUAAAAUUAGAGGUUAGAAAGCAAAGCUCCAAGGAGAACGGAUUCGUUAGCAGAAAGGAAGUGGAGAAGAUUCUGAGAGGAAGUUUGCAUAGUCAAAUUCCUGGAAUGAGUUCAAAAGUAUUUGAAAACUUAGAGGCCGGUGACCUUGUGAAGAUGAUGCUGAAACUAGAACUAUGCUAUGAACAAAACCCAUCGGAUCCAAACUCUCUGCUACUGAUCCCCUCAAUUCUUGAAGAAGGCAGAGGGAAGCCCCAGAGAUGGCAGUUAAGUACAAGUGACUGCAUUUAUGCCGGGCGGCAUCUGGAAUGCGAUGAUUCAAGCCACACAUUUCUCACACCAGGCUUCUUUCCUCGUUUACAGGUUCAUCUUCAUAACAGAAUUAUGGCAUUAAAGAACCAACAUGGAGCAACUUACAGUCUGGAGAAAUACCUCAUCUCAAUAAAUAUCAAUGGGAUUUUAAUCAGGGUAGAACUUGGAGGACAGUUAGGACACUACAUUGAUGUUCUUGCUUGCUCCACCAAGAACUUGACAGAAACCAUUAGACUCAUUCAACAGCUAAUAAUUCCAGCAAUCCAGAGUCUCUAUCAUGGACUCACGUUGACUGAAAACAUCAUGAGGCCUGAAUGUGUUCAAAACUUGACACCCCCGAGGUAUAGGAAAACCCAACAUGUGUCUCUGCAGCAAUUGAAACGGGCACUGCUCUCAGUGCCUGCAGAAAGCAUGUAUGAUUAUCAACACACCUGGGAUCCAGUUUCGGACUCUGGAAGACCUGUUCUAAGACCUGGAUUUGAUUUGGCUCGAGACCUCCUGUCAGAGGAUGACUUCAGGGAAGUAUUGCACCGUAGAUAUAAUGACCUGUAUAACCUUGCUGUGGAGUUGGAUGUCCCACCAGAUACUGAUCCAGAUGGAGCAGAUCACACAGGCAAUGAACCUGACAAAGUCGAUCCGAGCUUUUCUGGAAUCGCAAAGGGGGUGGAACAAGUAUUGCAGAGACUCAAGAUCAUUGAACAAGAGAUAAGAGAUUUGAAGCAGGAGAUACAAGGACUGAAAUACUACGAGCACAGACUCCUUAUUGAACUUCAUCGCAAAGUGAAUUACCUUGUGAACUACAAUAUCCAAGUUGAAGAAAAGAAAGUGCCGAACAUGUUCUUUUUUGUUAGAACAGAAAACUACUCGAGAAGACUGAUCACCAACAUGAUUUCUGGAAUGACUGCACUUCGGCUGCACAUGCUAUGUGAAUUCAGGGGAGAAAUGCAUGUCGUUGAAGAUCAGAUUGGCUGUGAAGUGAUGCAGGUUGAUAACGUGGCAGUGAAGAGUCUGGCUCCAUACAUGAAGAAAUUCAUGAAACUGUUAACAUUUGCUCUCAAGAUAGGAGCCCAUCUGGCUACUGGAAUGGGAGAGAUGAUACCAGAUUUGAGCAGAGAAGUUGCCCAUCUGACCGGCUCUUCUCUUAUGUACGGAGCAGCAGGAGCAGUUGCUGCUGGAGCUGUAGGGACUGCAGCUAUGGGGCGCAUGCAAGGAAGCAGGAACAGGAGCAGGGCUGCAGAAAGCUCAAGAGACAUUAAACAAGACCAAAGAGCUGCACAGCAGUGGGUGGUGGAUUUUUUAAGGGACCGUGAGUGCUCGACUGGAAAGGAUAUUGCAGAGAAGUUUGGAUUGUGGAGGGUCAGAUACAGAGAUGAUGGGCAGAUUGCAUGGAUCUGUAGGAGGCAUAUGAUCAUAAGGGCAAAUGAAAUAAUUGAAGUACCCAUUUGA